CCGUGGAAAGGCGAGGGCCCAACCACAAGUCCUAAGUAGAUCCGUGGAUGGUUCCUUAGAGGCAUCCUCCUCCCAGCUGCCCCUUUAUUUCCCAACAGCAGCGUCCUCACGGUCUCUGUUCGAGUUCUGGAAACCUCUUUGGGUGGGUGAAAUCUGCAUUGUAGAACUGCCCAGAGCCUUUUCUGAUACCGGGUACAUACGUGGGGAAUAUGUCAGAAAACAGGAAGUCGCGUCUGGGUUUCAUGCACAAUCUCCCCGGUGCGACUGCAAUUGGGAACUCGGGCAAAACUCACUGUCCUUCGUGCACGGGGCUUUUCAAAGCUCCCAGGCUCUUGCCUUGUUUGCACACCGUGUGCACCGCGUGUUUGGAAAAGCUGGAACCCUUCUCAGUAGUGGACAUCCGAGGGGGAGACUCAGACACAAGCUCUGAGGGGUCACUAUUCCAGGAACUCAAGCCACGCAGACUGCGGUCGCAGAUUGGCAUCUUCUGUCCGGUAUGUGAUGCUCAAGUGGACCUGCCCUUGGGUGGAGUGAAGGCUUUAACCAUAGACCACCUGGCCAUGAAUGAUGUGAUGCUGGAGAGUCUGCGUGGGGAAGGCCAGGGCCUGGUGUGUGACCUGUGCAGCGACAGAGAAGUAGAGAAGAGAUGUCAGACCUGCAAAGCCAAUCUCUGCCGCUUCUGCUGCCAGGCGCAUAGGCGGCAGAAGAAGACAACUUACCAUACUAUGGUGGACCUAAAAGACCUGAAAGGUUACAGCCGGGUUGGAAAGCCCAUCCUGUGUCCUGCUCAUCCUGCAGAGGAGCUGAGGCUGUUCUGUGAGCUCUGCGACCGACCUGUGUGUCGGGAUUGCGUGGUGGGGGAGCACCGGGAACACCCAUAUGACUUCACCAGUAAUGUCAUCCACAAGCAUGGGGACUCUCUGCGGCAGCUCCUCAAAGGCACCCAGCCCCACGUGGAGGCCCUGGAGGAAGCCCUGGCUCAGAUCAAAAGCAUGAACAGCACCCUCCAAGAACGAGUAGAGAUGGUGGCAGCAGAUGUCCGGACAUUCUCUGAAGGCUACAUCAAAGCCAUCGAGGUGCAUCGGGAGAAGCUGCUAAAGCAGCUGGAGGACAUAAGGGUGCAGAAGGAAAAUUCCUUGCAGCUGCAAAAAGCACAGCUGGAACAGCUGCUGGCAGACAUGCGGACUGGAGUGGAGUUCACUGAGCACUUGCUGACUAGUGGCUCGGACUUGGAGAUCCUCAUCACCAAGGGAGUGGUGGUAGAACGGCUCAGGAAGCUGAACAAAGUUGAAUAUAACACCCAGCCGGGAGUCAAUGAUAAGAUUUUCUUCUUUCCUCAGGAGAAGGCAGGCCAGUGCCGAGGCUAUGAAGUUUAUGGGGCCAUUGAUACCAAAGAAGUUAAUCCAGCCAAAUGUGUCCUUCAAGGAGAAGAUCUCCACAGAGCUCGAGAGAAACAGACAUCUUCUUUCACCCUGCUUUGUAAGGAUGCUUCAGGAGAGAGCAUGGGCAGAGGAGGAGAUAACAUCCAUGUGGAAGUUGUCCCUAAAGAUAAAAAAGACAGUCCAGUCAGAACGAUUGUCCAGGAUAACAAGGAUGGAUCAUACUGCAUUUCUUAUACUCCGAAGGAACCUGGAAUCUAUACUGUGUGGGUCUGUGUCAGAGAGCAACAUGUGCAGGGUUCACCAUUCACUGUGACCGUGAGAAAGAAGCAUCGCCCCCACUCAGGUGUGUUUCACUGCUGUUCCUUCUGCUCCAGUGGAGGCCAGAAAACGGCACGCUGUGCCUGUGGAGGCACCAUGCCAGGUGGGUACCUAGGCUGCGGCCAUGGGCACAAAGGCCACCCAGGUCGCCCCCACUGGUCUUGCUGUGGGAAGUUUACUGAGAAGUGUGAGUGUACAUGUGGCACAGGGGGACAGAGCACACCGAGGAGUCUGCUUAGGACAGUGGCACUCUGAUGGCUUCCUGGGUAUGAGCUCGACCAGGUAAACCUGCAGCCAAUGUGACUUGGAUUUCCAGAGGACCCCAGAGCUUGAGUAAUUAUGAAGAGACUGACAGAAUGAAACAAGAGUGCCUUAUCUGACAUUAGCGUUCAAGUGCUUUUUUGUGAGCUACUCACCUGUCACUGUAGCGGUGAAGCGCAGAAGUCCACCUCUGCACUGUUCUUCAAGGCAGGUGAUGCUCUUCCUAUACCACGGGAGGCUUCCUUCUGUUUUAUACAGGCAUGAAAUGUCUAUGCCAUCGGAACAGAAAGAUCAUGGGGGGGGUGUAAUUUUCUAAUGUAUUAUAACCUCUUCAGUUUAUUCCUGGGCUACAAUUUAAACAUUUCUUCCAUGAAUGAAAACCCCUUGACUGAGUUGCUUUUUGUUGGCAUUCUUUUAGGGGCUUUCCCAGUAUAUGCUUCAUGACGAUUAUAAAAUGUGAUUUUGCUAUUUGGGUGAGUUUCCCGCCUCCUUCUGAAAGAAGCCUAGAUUGAUUAUAUACAGCAUACAAGUAGGAAGUUAAUAAAGAGGAAUGGUGUAGAAAGGUCUUAUCCAUCUUUGCAUUUCUCAUGCGAGGUGAACUACAUACCUUCACCCUCACAGCUCUCCUUUCUAGUGUCAUUGCCUGUGUCUCUACACCUAGAAACUGACUGAAAGCACUGACUUCCAGGGUACCUCCCAAGCUGUUAGACUUUCCUGCCUCAGGCCUGCUGAGGUCUUCUCUGGUUACAUUUUGUAUCUUCUGGGAUUCUUGGUUUCUUAGUCAGAAAUAAGUUCAGCAUAUAUUAAAUAUAAUUAUUGAAAUUUGCAUUGUAAGAUCCCUUAAUAACUGGGCAAUUCAUUUGAGUGGAGAAAUGGAUUAGGCACAGGAAGUGAAAUAAUUAGAUGACAACUAUCAAGUCACCAUGGAAUAUAUUUCUUUCUUGAAGCUGCUGGAUUCAGGCUACAUUAAAGCCAUAAACAUUAAGAUACUAAUUUCCAUUCUUUCCAAAAACAUUCCCUUUAGCCUUUCUGUAGUGUCUUCCCAGAGGACACUACUGCCCAUUACUAUCUCAAAUUGUUCAUGUUUGCCCCUCACUCCUGAUGUCUCUGGACCCACAGCUCAUCAUUGCUGCUUUAAAACCAUUGGUUCUCAGCCAGGAGUAACUUUUCCCCACCUCCACCUCUCCAAGGAGUAGCUGGCAGUUUUGCAAAGUCUUAGAGAUGGUACUGGUUGUCUCUGCAAGAGGAGGGUGCUAAUAGCAUGUAGUGGGGUUACAGACCAGAGAUAUAUUAAGUUAAGUAGUUCACAGUGACCAGAGCAGCUUUCCUAACAAAUAGAACAUUUGUUAGACCUCCACGAAGCAUCAUCCCUGCACUCUGGCUCAUUGCCUGUUCCUUCUGUCUCUGCUCAUAUAGCUUCCUGUUCUCUGUAUACUGAAGAGAGCUAAGGGGAAGUUCUAUCCUUCCAUGGUUCCCUAGAGAUCUCAACUUAUCAUAAUUUCAUUUUUAAGAAUUUUUAUUUUUAUUUUAUGUGUAUGAGUGUUUUUGCCUGCGUGUAAGUGCACCGGUGUCGUGCACUGUUCACAGAGGCCAGAAGCGGACACUGGAUUCCCUGGAACUGGAGUUAUGGAUGAUUGUUAGCCACCAAGUGGAUGCUGGGAACCAAACCUAGGCCCUCUGCAAGAACAACCAGUGCUCUUGGCCACUGAGCCAUCUCUCUAGCCUCCCUAUCAAGACUUGUUUGUACACUGAUGACUCCUAAGCUUACCUCCAGGUCCACUCUAUAUGAUUAUGUCCAAUAGGCUAUUUAAUGUCUCUUCCUGUAUGUAUAACAGGUACCUGAAAUUUAUAUGUCCAGACUUGCAGUUUCCAGUUCUUCCCUCUUGACUGCCACUACCAAACUGUUUCUCUUUUAGUCUUCUCUAUCUCUUUACAAGGAUGCUUGUUGCCAGGCCUGAAGACCUGAGUUUAAUUCCCAGGGCCAUGUGGUAAAAGGAGAGACCCAGCUCUUGCAAGUUGUCUUCUUGACCUCCAUACAAUGCAUUGUAGCACUUAAACACCCCCACAUGUACACACACAAAAGAAAUGUAAUUUAAAAAUUAAAAAGAAAAGCCUUGGAAACGUGGCAUGCCUGUCUACACAUCUAAAACACAGCAAAUCCUACCAGCCUUACCUUCAAAACACAUCUAACCACUGCUCUCCACAUGCAUUGCUACCAUCCUGGUCUCAGAUGUCAAGACUUGUCACCUGAAGUUUUAUGAUGGUCUUCUAAUCAGCCUGUUUCCACCUUACUCCCUUACCCUGUCUUCUCCCAAUAGAGGUCCUUUCAGAGAAUGUCAUAUUAUGUCAUUCUGCUAAGCAUCUUACUUCGAUCAGAAAAAAAGUCAUGAUACAUCCUUCAUCAGCAUAUGACCAGCAUGAUCUCUGCUUAUUUCCUACCUAUCCCUCCACCAUCUCUCCGGCCACACUGGCCUGCCCGGUGCCCUUUACACUGAAAACACUGUCUUGGAGCCUUUAUAGUCACUGCCCCUCCAUCUGAGAAGCCUUUUUCACAGAUAUAUCCUACUUCCAUGAUUCACUCUGAUUCUUCAGGUUUCUGUUCCAGUGUCAACUACCUCCAAACAGUGAUGUCCUAAGUACCCUGCAUACAACAGCACCUCAUCCAGGAGAAGAUAUCACCUGCCUUGCACACGUCAUCAUAUAUAGUCUGUCAUAUGUCUGUCCUAUUACACUAGACUUUGAACUCUAUGAGGGCAGGAAUUUGACAUUUAAUAACUACUAUGUUAUCCCCAUGUAGGAGUUUUGGGCACACAGUAGAGACAAUAUUAUGUUGAAUGAAUAAAAAUUAAUUGAAAAAUUGGAAUUUUUAGUUUGGCUGUACUUGGUUUUCAUGACUUUCCUUCUCCCAAACCCAAGUAGUUCUCAUUUAAUCGAGUAUCACUUGGGAAAAUACCGUCUCUCAAACUUGUUGGAUAAAUUAUGUGUACCUGAGGGACCAGCCUUGAAUUUUCCAGUUACCUCAGUCAGCUAGGGAUUCUUCUGUCAUGAAGAAAUCUGCUUAUUACAUCAUCUUUCCCCAUGUGUGUUUUUAUGAAUCAGAUUGCAGAACUGUGGAUAAAAAGCUUACGUAUUUAUUUGGAAAGAUUUCAGUAACUGGACAACUUCAUCAUCUCUAUUAGAAGAAUACAGUAUAAAGGGAAAACAGGUUGCUUAGAAGACAAUCACAAAAAUGAAAUGGGGUUUGGUGAACACAUAGUAAGUCUGUCAGACUGCCAACUGCAUAGGCCCCUCUAUUACAGCCUUCACCAUAGAUGAAGUUAUACUGCAACAGAAAAUUCCUGUGGGACAUCUAGGUUCUGGCUAAUGCCUCAGUCUCUAGGCAACAUUAAUGGGAACAAAUCUGAUACAAAUAUAUGAAGUUUGCUUAAGUGACAGAAGGGGAUGCUACUCCCUGGCCUAUAGAAUAAAGGGGUCUUGGCCCAGUUUAAUUCAACUCCACUAGCACCCAAAAGACCUGGCAAAAGUCAGAGUAAUGUGAAAAACCUAAAACUCCAAGGUGAGGAUAAAGGCACUGUCCUAGGGUAAGAAAGUCCUUCAGGAGUGUGGUGGUGCAAGCCUAUAAUCCCAGCACUUGGGAGGCAUAAGCAGGUAGAUCUCUUGAGUUUGAGGCCAACCUGUUCUACAUAGCGAGUUCCAGGCCA
Messenger RNA from Nannospalax galili (Upper Galilee mountains blind mole rat), 5662 nucleotides. It is a transcript of the gene Trim45, whose product is annotated as tripartite motif containing 45. Gene Ontology annotation, molecular function: ubiquitin-protein transferase activity; zinc ion binding; protein binding. Gene Ontology annotation, biological process: positive regulation of DNA-templated transcription. The record is from RefSeq and is a predicted model, not a curated record. The coding region runs from base 210 to 1955 and encodes 581 amino acids. The transcript has 6 exons. NCBI's taxonomy places the organism in Eukaryota, Metazoa, Chordata, Mammalia, Rodentia, Spalacidae. Gene Ontology annotation, cellular component: chromatin; nucleoplasm.